AGCCGAAGCAGCGAACGAAGCGGAAUUUGCUUCGCUUUUGCGCCUUUACAAUUUCGUUUUGUAUACAAAUUCGUAGAAGAAUUUGUACAAAGCACGAUGAUGUAUUAAAAUGAAAAUAUCUGAUAUAUUAAUUAAAAACUCGUUGCAACCCUGCAUAUCCCUAUUAACCCAUUUGAUUAACGGAAAUUUUAUGAGCAUGAAUCAAAAACAAUGAGUUUUUCGCCGAAAGUACUAGCCAACAUAAAACAGGCAAUUGAUUCAGACGAAGAUGAAUAUGAUAUUAUAAAAACUUUUCCUGAAGCUACAACAGCAAUCGAACCGAUAGUAGAAAUACUUCCAAGGUGCAAAGAUUUCAAGGAAGAGUUGGAUGCCAACGUUGAUCCUCUACUUGGCAAUGUCGAAAAAUUUGUUCAAAAUAGCUUUGUUGGUACUUAUCAAGAUACGGAAAUUUUAAAGACUGAUGAAAGUGAUGACAAUGAGGACAAUGCAACAAGUCGCCCUAGCAAGAGAAAACGGCUUGAAGAUGAGGUAAAAGGCCGCAAUGGCUAUACAUGGAGCACAAAUAAGGCCGCGGCUUCAACUGACCGUAGCUUUGACUCUGCUUUAGAGUUUCUUCAACCGAAGGGGAAAGGGCCCGCACAUACAAUAAACAAUAUACUCGAAAUGUGGAGUUUGCUCUUGGAUGAGCAAAUUGUUUCCCAAAUUGUACACCACACUAACGUAGCUAUAAAAGAGCGUAAAGUUAAGUUGCCCCAUCAGCGAUUGAUUGACGCGGUGGAGCUACGCGCUUGGAUAGGACUUACAUAUCUUUGUGGUAUUUUUCGAAAUGCAACUCAUAAUGGCCCACUGGAUGAACUAUGGUCACUAGAGUUAGGUAAUGCUAUCUUUCGCGCUACAAUGUCUCUCAAAAGGUUUAGGUUUAUAUUGGAAUGCAUGCGAUUUGGCGAAAACUCAAAACAAGGAAAGACACAGCAGUCACAGGCGGUCAUUGAUAUAUGGAAUAAGUUCAUAGUAAAUUGCCGUUCAUAUUAUGCACCCAGCGGAAAUUGUUCUGUGGGUGAGGUGGUGAUGAAUUUUACAAAUAUAAACGAUGCGCCUCGAUUACUAAUGAUAUGCGAUGUCAAAACGUUAUAUAUGUGCAAUGCUGUUCUAAAUCCCGCUGGCGACGAUUAUAGAGACCGUGACGUACUACGACUUGUAUCCGACAUAAAAGGUAGCAAACGAAAUAUCGUACUUCCUUCACAUCUGACCAGCAUAGAACUAACAAAUAAACUGUUGGACAUGGACAUGUCAGCACUGGGCAUUUUGCCGUAUACAGCUAAGGAAAUACCACAAGAGCUUACGUCAAAUAGUGCAAUACGAAAGUUAUACUCUAAAUCUGCUAAUUUAAUAUGCAGUCAACAAAAUUUAGGCAUCUUAUUAACCAGCGGAAUUCCGAAUAGAAUAAAAGUUGAACAUCUGUACAGUUUAAGUUGUAACACCAGCCAGAGCUACCAAGAAAAAGUUUGUAUGUAUUCAACUAGUCAUGCCGCACAGCCCAAUCAAGAUUGCUAUGCAUUGAAUUUCUUUCAAAAUAUUCUUGACUAUGCUGUUGUAAAUGCCUGGAUACUUUUUGUACUUUCUGCGAAUAGCGAUGGCAGUAUGAAGCAACGAGACUUUCAACGACAUCUUGGACUAUAUCUAACGCAACAACAACUCAAGCGGCAACUUCAUUCCAAUCGUCUUACGUUGCCACAGAAGAUACAAAUCUCAGAUGUUCUGGGUGAGCCAAUAGAUCAGUUAUUUGCAAGUGUCACGACAGGAACAACAAACGAUAGCAUUAUUGCAUCCAUACCCAACGAAAAACUAAACUUGCCAGACGGUGUUAAACUAAUGCCUAAGAAUUUGAAAACUCGCACUCGUUGUCGGAAAUGUCCGAGCAAAGUUUCACGAAAAACUAAAACAAGAUGUCAACAGUGCUUAAGGCCACUCUGUCAGAAACAUUUUAUACUGCGAUGCCGUGAUUGCACAGGUGUUCCAGAAAUGGAAACAAGUGCAGAUGUAGAGGAGACCGAACCUGUAUUGAGUGAAAGUGAUGGAGAACAAGGACAAGAUGAUAAUGACCUUCUCAACUUUGAAUAGUGUCAGUUGUCUGUUGAUUAACUUUUUUUAUAUUGUAAAACGUAUUAUAGGUUUAUAAUGCAUAUAUGAUAAAAAUGAAAGUAAAUGUAUGUAAA
Molecule: messenger RNA, 2216 nt
Organism: Anastrepha ludens (Mexican fruit fly)
Lineage: Eukaryota; Metazoa; Arthropoda; Insecta; Diptera; Tephritidae
Exons: 3
Coding region: 211-2121 (636 amino acids)
Source: RefSeq, a predicted model, not a curated record